Messenger RNA from Haemonchus placei, 783 nucleotides. Lineage: Eukaryota; Metazoa; Nematoda; Chromadorea; Rhabditida; Trichostrongylidae. The record is from the annotation of a GenBank genome assembly.
AUGGGAUGUGCUCCAUCCGGUCAACAGGACAAUGCUAGAAGCCUCGAUGAACGCUUCGCCGCUCCACCACCGUUGCAUGUGAAGAUCGGUACCGGUGUCAUACGCGGUGACGACCUACAACAUCAUAUCAUAUUCAUUUUCGGUGGUCCCGGUUCACAAAAGGGACUGGUAAUCGAAGAAUUGAUACAUCGAUUCGGUUUCCAGGCGAUCACCGUAGAAGACAUCAUAUUCAGUUAUUUACCCAGUAAAGUCGCCAAUGCAGUUGAGACGACUGCAGAAAUCCAGAAAAUGCUCAAGAGAGACACGGGUACACUAUCAGUUGACUGGAUUUUUUCAAUGAUAAGCGCCAAAAUUGGGACAUCUUCUCAUCAACGAUUCGUUAUAGACAUCGUGCCGUCGAUCAAUUCCAUAUCCAGAGCGGACAGUUUUGUGGACUCAAAUCAUGAGAGGUGUUUGGAAAAUUUUGAGCGACGGUUUCCGGUGAUGUUCGCUGUGGAGUUGGACGUAUCGGACGAGGUUGCGAUGCUAGAUCGAAAUGGCAAUCUGCCAACCAAGAGUGAGAAAGAAGCCAUGAAGAACGGCAAUAACCAAAAUAACACCUAUGGCAAGGAUAUUGACGCAACAGAUAGAGGAAAACUCGAGGUUAGCCUGCUCAAACCUAAAGAUCGAACUUUGCUAGCUCUGGCCAGUUUCAUUACCACGAUGUCUUACAAUAUCACCACUGUAUGUCAGAUACAUGGCGUGAGCCUAAUGAUUCGAUCGCCUAAUGCCUCAUCUUCCUGA